GUAGAUACACUAGGAUGGGCGCUUUAGAACAUGAGAUUGAUUUCCCACGAGGCGGUGCUGCGGCAGUUCCUCCUCACCAGAAAGACUCCAGUUACUCUAGUAAACAUAAAUUUAGAAAGGCCGGAAAUCAGUUGUUCGGUGUGGAUAAAAAGCGAGGAACAAAAAGGAAGGAGCCUGUGACCGCUGAAAUACCAGCGAAGAAAAGAAAAUGUAAUGGAAAUGGAGUGGUUUGGACGAAAGCAGUGACGCAAAAACUGCUUACGGAUGGUGUUAUGGGGCUAGGAGUAGUUACGGAGGUUUAUGCAGAUUAUGUGUUGUUGGAAACCGCAUAUUCCUGUCGGGUAAAAUUACCCGCCACACAAAUCUCCAAGAAAUUCACGGAUUUACUGAAAUCAGAGAAAAUUUCGCUGGAUUCUACAUUUGUUGUUGGUCAGAUGGUUCCUUUUCGCGUUAUUGAGCGAAGUUCACAAACAGCCGAGAAAAAACGUGGUUUUGCUGGUAAGAAAAAAACCUCGGAAGUCCUACCUAUUGUUACCUGUGAUCCGUCAAAACUCAAUGCUCAUUUAACACCUUUAACUUUGAUGCCAGGAUUAGUUUUACAUGCUGUUGUAACAAGUCAGGAAGAGAAAGGAGCUGUAAUGGAUAUUGGUAUGCAAUCGAUGCAGGCUUUUCUGCCGACUGAGAAGCAACAACGUCCAGUUGAAGUCGGACAGCCAGUGAUUGUUGGUAUUGAUUCGUUAAAAACUUCUAGGGUUGUGGUUGUCACUUCCUAUGUCGAACAGAGUAGUCUUUGCUUGGAGGCAUGUGAGAGUUUGGUGCUCAACCACUUAAUGCCUGGUACGAUUAUUGAGUGUGUAGCUGAUCCCCAACCACCAGUAUCAGCUGGUGUUUAUGUGACUUUGGGAAACGGUGUGCGAGGAUUUGUGGCCAAGAGUAACCUACCUCCUCGUCUUCGUUGCGAUAUUACGAAAGUUGGAAAGACAUUACGCUGUGUCGUUAUGUUUUGUCAACAAAAUACCCCUCUACUUGUACUCUCUGCUCAUCCUGAUAUUGUGGCUAUAAGCAAGCUGGAAAAACGAUCAUCAUUUAUGGGCUAUUCUAUUGGUGAUCGCCUCAAAUGCAAAGUUAUCGAUGUUAUACCAUCUAAGCUUUUUGUUUGUUUCUCAUUACCGACGACAGAAGAUGGGAAGGAUGCUGUGCCAGGCGAAGUUGUGGUUGCCAAAGUAACGGAUGUUCAUCCUCGUGGAGUACAAGUCACUGUCAGCGACUUGAUAAAGGGAUUUAUUCCUUUGGAUCAUGUUGCUGACAAGAAAGUUGCACUAGAAAAAGCUUUCACAGUUGGUGCCAACGUCAAAUGCCGCGUGUGGUUAGUGAAUGCGAAAAAGAAACAAAUUUGGCUCACUGCUCGUCCAUCUCUUGUAAACUACAAGGGAACUUUGAUUUCGUCGUAUAGCCCUAAAUACGAUGGGGUUGUAGCAGUUGGUGUAGUCGUAAAGAUUUUGGAAACCGGUGGUGCAAUUGUGCAGUUUUUCGGGACAGUUCGUGGCCUUCUUUCAGCCAGUGAAGCAAAGAGGAUUGCGAAUGAAGUUAGACAAGGAAUGGUUCUGGAGGUGCGUGUUAUGUCAGUCAACGCUUCAGAAGAAAAGAUGACGUUGGCUUUAGCCGAUGAGUCAAUAUCAGCGCCAAAUCAUAUAAUUAAUCCAAAGCCUGUCAAUUUUGAUUCUAAUGGGAAGAUGGUGUUUACUGGUAUCGUUGACGAUGUGUGUGAAGAUGAAUCAUCAAUCGGUGGACGAAAAUUGGAAAAAGUCCUACUUCACCUUGAAUUGGACAAAUUCGUGAGAGGAUAUCUCAAACCUGUUCAUUUUUCUGAGUUCCUUGAUUUACCAUUGGAGUCAAUGGUGGGGUUGCUGUAUAAAGGACUCAAGCUGUCCCCUGUCAUUCCACUUGGAUCUGUUGGUGGUCAUAAUCGAUUCAUCUCAAAGCGGUUUGUGUGCACGUGGCUUGAAUGUUUCAAAAUGGACAUUCCGAAGUGCUUUGCUAAUUUGAAGCCAUUUCAGCUGGUUUGUGGAAUUAUUUCUCAACGAGUACCGGAUGACUGUCUUUAUGUAGAGAUUGUUGGUGGCAGUGGACUGUUAGGGAAAGUAGCAUUCGAUGACAUAGAUGGAGGUAAGGAUGGAGCUUCUAGUCUACAGAUAGGGCAAACAGUGGUGGGACGCAUACGUAGCAUUCAUUCGGAGAAGAAGACAUUCCGUGUUAGUUUAAAGCUUAUUGACUGUGUUCCUCACGAACAUCUACCGUCAAAGACUUCAUCGCCAGCUGCCAGCAUAGCAUUACAACUUGUACGGUCCUGUGUUGAAGAAAUGCUUCAAAUUGCUCGGUCAUCCAAAGUUGAACUACCACUUCAUGGUUCAUUUCAUAUUCGCCUUUACUUCACUGGAUCGACUGUAAUUUCGACAAUAUCACAAAUCGUCGAUGAUGAAUUGUUCGUGAUUUUUAACGACAAAUUAACAGGUCGUGUUCGUAAGGGUAACUACACAGAUGGCGUUAAGGUUGGUGAUAAGAUCAAAUGUCUGGUCAUUGAUUACGUCUUUCCCCAAAACGAUGCUGAGUUAGUGAUGGUAGACAUGAUAAGUACAGUUGCAGUAGCGAGUAAGAAAAUUAAGAAAAAAUCUCUAGUGAAACAGAACCCUGAACCUCCUGCAAACCGCGUUGUGCUUGCGAAGAGAGAUUAUAUUGCUGUACUACCUAUACGAAUUUCCUAUGGCGAUGAAGUUGAUAUUGGAGACAUAAUUCCUAUAACGGACCAAGUGCACAUCGGUCUUCUUAAAAAGGAUACUGACUUGAUUAACGAGUUGAUACCUCCGCAACAUUUGCCAAGAUCUUUUCCUGAGAAGAAAUCAGCGAAGCUAAGUGAAAGCGAAAUUGGUUUGGCAAAGAAGUCGAAAUCUAAAUUGGGUUUGCGCACGAAAAGCGUAAAGAAUCUUAGCACAUAUACUGGUAUUGUGCUUGGACCGUGGAUUAGUGAUGACCGUCGUGAUCAUGGAAAGCUCGCUGCUCAAAUAGAAUUGCCUGGAGGUCAUAUAGGACGCCUCCAUGUGUCCGAACUACCUUCUCGUUUGCUGAUUGAAAACACUUUCCCUCUUGAAAAUUUCUUAAAGAAAUAUCGAAGGAGAUCUGUUGUCGUGAAGAUUAUCAAGUUUAUCUCAAUAAAGAAGAAAGACGCUAAGAUUCGUGUUGCUGAGUUGACUAUGAAUGAGACCAAAAUCGCGGAGCCACGCAAGAAAGCCACUGCAGUUGCUUUCCAAACAGUAUUUACACAUGGAGAAAUUCUUCGUUGUUUUAUAUCACCAGAUCAAGACCUCACCAAGAAAAAGAUUCGUGUUGAAGUCAACCCUCUUUGGUCUGGUCAAAUUGCGAUUGAAGCUUCUAGUGAGGAUCUGAAGGCUGAGGCUCCUGAUCGCGAUGGCGAAGUGUUCGAAUAUCUGCCAAAACCAGGUGAAAUGCGAUUAGCAGAGGUACUAAGUGCGAUAAAAUUGAAAAAGAGUCACGGACAUGGGUUACUGAAUUUGGCACUCGAUAUGCAAGCUAGUAUAGUGAGAUUCGAUGUUGGCCACCGACUAACUGGUAGAGUAAUACACAUAAACCUUCAUCCGAUUUCGGUGCUUUUUCAACUUCCUAAUGGGCAACAAGCAACGUUAUGUGCUACUGCUAUUGCUAACAAUUACGAAAAAGUUACGGAGCACAUUUUCCAUCUAUAUGCUCUUCGUCAAGAUCAUAAUCCUCAACGAAAUUAUGUUUGUACUGAAGGACGGUAUGAGUCUUAUUUGAAGCAGAAGGAAUCAAAUGAGUAUCUUGAAUGUCGACGUCUACUUGUUGAUCCAAACGAAGUUGUAGUUGGACUCAUAGACAGAAAAAGAAAAAUCGACGAUGACAAUUCUGGAGUCGUUGUGAAGGAAAGGAAAGAAAAAUCUCUCACUAGAGAUAUUGAGAAAGUUAAGCUAAGCGACCCUGGAUUUGACUGGUCGAAUGUUGGUUUUCGACCAGAAGAUUUGGCGGCAGUUGGCAAAAUUGGCAGUGAUGUUGCUAAUGAAUCUUCUUCUGACCGAUCAGCAGCACAUUCAUCAACAGAUAAUGUGCCGAUAAAAGCGGAACUCGAAGAACGGAUGAAGGUCUUAAAGUCGUUAACAAAAGAGGAGAAGGAUAUGGAAAAAGAACGAGCACUGGUGAGUCGCGAAACAGAACUUUCUGGUGAUUUGAAUUCCGAAACCCAAGAGGAUUUUGCUCGCCUUCUUCGGAAGGAUCCCAAUUCUGCUGAAAUUUGGAUAAGGUACAUUUCGUUUUUCCUGGAAAAGAACGAUCUAAGCAUGGCACGUGCUACAGCAGAGCGAGCUCUUACUGUUAUUAAUUAUAGAGAAGAGACCGAAAUUUUCAAUAUCUGGACGGCUUACUUAAACAUGGAAGUGGCAUACGGCGAUGAAAACUCAACCAAAGAAAUAUUUCAGCGGUCAUGUGGUAACGCGGACGCUUUGAAAAUGCAUAUUCAGAUGGCAGCCAUCUUUUCUGAAGCUGGAAAAUUCAGUGAAGCGGAUGAGGUCUACGAAGUGAUGUUAAAGAAGUUCCGAGCAAACGCCGAUGACGUAUGGACGCUAUACGGUGAACACUUAAUGAAAACCGAUCGUGCUGACAAAGCACGUGAUCUAAUGAAGAGAGCACUUACAAGUGUUCCAAAACAACGACAUGUCCCUAUAAUCAGCCGAUUUGCUCAAAUGGAGUUCCGCAAAGGAGACAUUGAACGGGGACGCACAUUGUUUGAAAACUUGGUUAGUGCUUAUCCGAAGAAGACUGAUUUAUGGUUAGUUUAUGCCGACCUUUCCCUCAAGCAUUCGGGAAUUGAAAUGACCAGACAGAUACUGGAGCGUGCGUGUUCUCUACGACUGAGCAUGCAUAAACUCCGCCCGCUUUUCCGUAAAUGGAUGGAGGCCGAGGAACGGUUUGGAGACGACAAAUCGCGGUUGCUGUUACAAGAGAAAGCUGAGAAGUUCCUUGAGUUGAAUCUUGGCGAUUCUGAGGAAAUUGAAGAGUAA
This is a messenger RNA of Angiostrongylus costaricensis, 5084 nucleotides long. NCBI's taxonomy places the organism in Eukaryota, Metazoa, Nematoda, Chromadorea, Rhabditida, Metastrongylidae. The record is from the annotation of a GenBank genome assembly.